ACGCGACAUGCCGAUGAGCUCGAACAAGCGCCAUUCGAAGUGUUGUCUCCUGACAGCAUAAUUUGAGUGUUGCUGUUUUAUCAGUGAACUAGUGGGCCAUCAUUUCAACUGUACAUGCAACGUUAGCUAUCAAGGAAUGAACUGUUGGCAGCUACGUAUGUUUAAACUUCCGUCUCUGAGCCACUAGUCCAUUCAACAAUCUAACGUAGCGAAGCACCCCGGCGCUUUGCUACAUUAGCAUUAGAGAAUAGCUACGUUACGAUACACCGUUACGCUAGUUAACCAAUAUUGUUCGAGCGUUUUUUUUUGUCGGGUAGUGUUACCACCGGGUGUUUCUGACGGCGGUAUGAGUUAUGGACAUGGUGGUCGAGGAGGGAGAAGAGGCACAAGAGGAGGUCGAGGAUAUAGAGAUGGAAGCAGAGACCGACGGGACAGAGGAGGUGGAGUAGGUUCGAGUGGACAACGUUCCGAAUUGGACCAGGACCAAGGAGGAGGUGGACAACGGGACCGUCCUCCUCCUCACCUGAAGGGACGUGAGAUUGGCCUGUGGUACGCAAGAUACGGAGUCGUGAGGAGGAAGCAGGGUGACCGGAGAUCGCGGGCGGUCGUCCAGAUGGAUGAGUCCAGAGAACAGCAUAUUACCAAGCUGCUUAGCUCUGUCCAAAAUGAUUUCCCUGUUCCGGGGAGGGAUGCAAGAGCUUCUACGUCUAACAGCUGGCAGGCAGGUGCAAAUAGCAGUGGUCAUUGCUACUUCGAUGGGGAAAUGUCUGAAGAGGAAAAACUGAAGAUUGAGCUCAAAUCUGAGGAAGAGGAGGAAGAAGUUACUUCAGGCCAGAAGAAAGCAAGUCACAAAUCGCAACGUUACUUCUCCCCUGCAGUCGUUAAAGAUGAGCCUCCAGACACGUGGGAUGAAGAAGAUCAGCAUCAGCAGCAGCAGCAGCAGCAGCAGCAGGAGAAGGAGAAGGAGACACUGAGAAUGAAAGACAAGGACCUGGAGUUUUUAAUCCAGGAAAUAGCAAGAGACAGUUCACUUGAUGACCGCUUAAAGAGAGAUCUGCAGAGCAAGAAAUCAGAUCCAAAGUACAAAGAAAAUUUAAAAUUCAGAGAAAAACUACCAUCUUAUGCCAAACAAGAGGAGCUGGUUGAGCUAAUCAACUCAAACCGUGUCCUGGUGGUGAGUGGGGAAACAGGGUGUGGAAAGACCACUCAGGUUACCCAGUUCAUCCUCGAUGACUACAUCAAUAGAGGCGUGGGCUCUAUGUGUCGUGUGGUCUGCACGCAGCCUCGUCGCAUCAGUGCCAUCUCGGUAGCAGAGCGUGUAGCAGCAGAGAGGGCAGAAAGUGUAGGAAAUGGAAAUUCUUGUGGUUACCAAAUCCGCCUGCAGAGCCGGUUGCCACGGAGACAAGGUUCGGUUCUGUACUGUACAACAGGCAUUAUUCUUCAGUGGCUGCGUACAGACCCAUUAUUGUCCAGCAUCAGCCACCUGGUGUUGGACGAGAUCCACGAAAGGAACCUGCAAUCUGACGUUUUGCUCGUGAUUGUGAAGGACAUACUCGCCAUUCGAGAUGACCUCAAGAUCAUCCUCAUGAGUGCCACGCUCAACGCAGAGAAGUUUUCUAAAUAUUUUGACAACUGUGAAAUGAUUCACAUCCCUGGCUUGACAUUCCCAGUUGAGGAGUUCCUACUGGAGGACGUUGUGGAGUUAACCAGGUAUCGUUGCCAGAAUCUGGACCGUCGCCCCUCAAGGAAGAGAGGCUUUUGGCAGGGGAGCAACUCCAGGCCUGAGAAGGAGGCGAAAGAGGCUGAAUACAAGGAGAAUUGGCCCAGUUAUGCACGCACACUGCAGGGCAGAUACUCCGACAACACCAUUGAGACACUGGAGAUUGACAAUGACGAGAAGAUUGACCUGGAGCUGAUCGUGACACUGAUUCGCCAUAUUGUACUCAAGGAGGAGGAUGGAGCAAUCUUGGUGUUCCUUCCUGGCUGGGACAACAUCAGCGGUCUCAACGACCUGCUCGUGGCUCAGCAGAUGUUCCGAUCAGACCGGUUCGUUAUCAUCCCUUUGCACUCUCUCAUGCCCACCGUUAAUCAGACGCAGGUGUUCAAAAGGCCUCCUCCUGGAGUUAGAAAGAUUGUGAUUGCUACCAAUAUAGCUGAGACCAGCAUCACUAUAGAGGACGUUGUAUAUGUGAUAGAUGGAGGCAAGAUUAAGGAGACCAACUUUGACACCAGCAAUAACAUUAGCACCAUGACAGCGGAGUGGGUCAGCCUGGCCAAUGCCAAACAGAGGAAAGGACGUGCUGGCAGGUAUUGUGUCCCAGGAAAGUGCUAUCAUCUGUACAAUGGUCUCAGGGCCAGCCUGCUGGAUGCUUAUCAAUUACCUGAAAUCAUGAGGACACCACUGGAGGAGCUCUGCCUGCAAAUCAAGAUUUUGAAUCUUGGGUCUAUAGCUGCAUUCCUGGAGAAUCCCUGGACCCUCCCACUACAAAACGCCAUCAACCUAGCCAUCAAGAACCUUGUAGACCUGAACGCCCUGGACCGCUCAGAGAAUCUGACCGCGCUGGGUUUCCAUCUGGCUCGCCUCCCUGUGCAGCCUCACAUUGGCAAACUCAUUCUGUUUGGAGCUCUGUUGGGAUCCCUCGACCCCGUACUCACCAUUGCUGCAUCACUCAGCUUCAAAGACCCUUUCUUCAUACCCCUGGUAGGGUAAGAGAAGAUGGCAGACAUGAGGAGAAGGACCCUGUCCAGAAACUCCAAGAGUGACCACCUCACUAUUGUCAAUGCCUUCCAGGGCUGGGAGGAAGCAAAACACCGUGGCGCCAGGUAUGAAAGGGAGUACUGUUGGGACAACUUCCUGUCUGCCAAUACACUCCAGAUGCUGCACAAUAUGAAGGGUCAGUUUGCUGAGCAUCUAAUGCAUACAGUUGUCAGUAGCAGGGACCCCAAAGACCCCACAUCCAAUGUCAACUCAGACAAUGAGAAGUUGAUCAAAGCGGUGAUUGUAGCUGGUCUGUACCCGAAGGUGGCCACGAUCCGACCAUCUGGCAGCAAGAAGAGGCCUGGGGUUAAGGCGUACACCCAAGCUGAUGGAAAGGUGUGUAUCCACCCGAAAUCAGUCAAUGCGGAAGAGACUGACUUCAACUAUUCAUGGCUCAUCUACCACCUCAAAAUGAGAACAAGCAGUAUCUUCCUCUACGAUUGCACCGAGGUAUCCCCGUUCUCUCUGCUGUUCUUUGGAGGAGACAUAACAAUCCAGAAAGAUGAGGACCAGGAGACCAUCGCCGUGGACCAGUGGAUCGUCUUCAGAUCCCCGGCACGCAUAGCUCAUCUUGUCAAAAGCUUAAAGAAAGCGCUGGAUUCUCUGCUUGAGGAGAAGAUCCGUAAGCCUGCUCCCGUAGACUGGCAAAAUCGUCAGUCCAAAGACUGUGCCGUCAUCACAGCCAUCAUAGACCUCAUUACCACCCAGGAGAAACCUACAGGCGGCACUAGGGGCUAUGGCAACACGUGGGCAUCUGCCCCAAGAGGACAACACAAACACUUCAAUGACGAUGAUGACGAUUAGGUGUGGCUGGCUUUGAGGAGAAAUGACCCUUGGCCACAGAGGUUAGUUGGGAUAUUUAUGACAACCAGCUGGCCUCUCUGGUGGCGCUUCUGAAAGCCAGUAUGCAAUAGUACUGGAAAAUGUUGUACACUUGAAUGACUCGCAUUAUUUAGUUUUUUUGCCUUUUCUGUUAUUUAGCAAGGACCAAUCCAUGUUCUAAUCCACAAUCAGUACCCAUUUUAUUUGGUUUGAUCUUGCUCCUCUUUAAUGUCACUGCACAAUAAAGAAAGGAUCAAUACAUUAAAAAACGCCUGGCGUGGCUUCAUCUGCUUGACUAAGAUGAAUUGUAGGAAUUCAAAAACAAAGUGAUCACCAUUACUCUGAAAUAUUGCAGGCUUUAUUAUGGGAAACCAUAAUCUGUUCUAUGAUGGGAGAGCACCAUUUAUUCUGAGCUUUGAGCGAGCAAUUAUGAAAAUCACCUGGGUAGUAUUUGGAUACAAUCAACACCUGCAUAGAUAUCAUCGCACAAAUAUCUGAAAAAGUGCUGCUGGCCAAAGGAUUUAUGUACAAAUGGCUCAUUUAUUGUUCCAAACGUUACUGGAGUGAUCCUCAAAGUACAUUUCAUAUUGAUUAUUGAGAGUACAUGACAGGCCCCAGGCAAUU
Cyclopterus lumpus (lumpfish) is the source of this 4204-nucleotide messenger RNA. It is a transcript of the gene dhx36, whose product is annotated as DEAH (Asp-Glu-Ala-His) box polypeptide 36. Gene Ontology annotation, cellular component: nucleus; intracellular anatomical structure; cytoplasm. Gene Ontology annotation, molecular function: ATP binding; G-quadruplex RNA binding; DNA helicase activity. Lineage: Eukaryota; Metazoa; Chordata; Actinopteri; Perciformes; Cyclopteridae. The record is from RefSeq and is a predicted model, not a curated record.